Messenger RNA from Carya illinoinensis, 2017 nucleotides. Its product is annotated as eugenol synthase 2-like. NCBI's taxonomy places the organism in Eukaryota, Viridiplantae, Streptophyta, Magnoliopsida, Fagales, Juglandaceae. The record is from RefSeq and is a predicted model, not a curated record. Gene Ontology annotation, molecular function: oxidoreductase activity. The transcript has 8 exons. Bases 325 to 1800 code for a protein of 491 amino acids.
UCAGAAACAUAGAAAUGUCAAGGAACUUGAACUUGGACAACAAGAUAUCCAUGUUCCUUUGUGAUGACUUCACAAAUAGACAUUGGAAAUCGAAACAAUCCAUAGUUGUUUUUAAGAAAGAAAAUUCAAACCAAAUUAGGUGUCAUUUAUCAAGCCUUAUUGAUUAGGGGAGGUUGAAACUGUCCAUGAGCUGAAGGAAGCCCGGUUUCUUAUGUAUUUAAGGAACUCUGGUUUGCUCUAUUCACUAACCCAACAUAGUGGCAACACUCUGAUUUGAUCAUAAACACUACAGCCCCCAUCAAUUUCAUUCGAAAUUCCCUCGGAAUGGCUCAAAAGAGCAAGAUUUUGAUAAUCGGAGCCACCGGAUACAUCGGGAAAUUCCUAGUGAAGGCAAGCGUGAAAGAUGGACACUCAACUUUUGCAUUCGUCAGAGAAAGCACAGCUUCGAGUCCUGAUAAGUCCGAAAUCAUUGAGAGCUUCAAGAGCUCUGGAGUGACACUCCUUUAUGGAGACAUCUAUAAUCAUGAGAGCUUGGUGAAGGCAAUCAAGCAAGUUGAUGCCGUGAUCUCUGCAGUUGGGUUUCAACAACUGGGUGAUCAGACGAAGAUUAUUGCUGCCAUCAAAGAAGCUGGAAAUAUCAAGAGAUUCCUCCCAUCGGAGUUUGGAACGGAUGUAGAUCGUUUCCAUGCAGUGGAGCCAGCUGCAAGCCUUUUUGCUGUUAAGGCGAGUAUCCGGAGAUCAAUCGAGGCCGCAGGAAUUCCAUAUACCUACAUCGUGUCCAAUGGUUUUGCUGAGUCCUUCUUGAGAAAACUUGGACAGGCAGGUGCUACAGCUCCUCCAAGAGACAAAGUUUUAGUACUUGGCGAUGGAAAUAUCAAAGAAAAAAGCAAGAUUUUGGUAGUUGGAGCGACCGGAGGCUUCGGAAAAUACAUAGUGGAGGCAAGCAUGAAAGGUGGACACUCAACUUUUGCAUUGGUCAGAGAGGGCACAGCUUCUAGUUCUGAAAAGCUCAAAGUCCUUGAGGUCUUCAAGAGCUCGGGAGUGACACUUCUCUAUGGAGACAUCUAUCAUCAUGCGAGCUUGGUGAAGGCAAUCAAGCAAGUCGAUAUAGUGAUCUCUGCAGUUGGGAAACAACAGCUAGCUGAUCAAGUGAAGAUAAUUGCUGCCAUCAAAGAAGCUGGGAAUAUCAAGAGAUUCCUCCCAUCUGAGUUUGGAAAGGAUGUGGAUCGUGUCCUUGCAGUUGAGCCAGCUGCAAGCCUUUACAAGUCCAAGGCUAACAUCCGGAGAUCAAUUGAGGCUGAAGGAGUUCCAUAUACCUACAUAGUAUCCAAUGGCUUUGCUGGGUAUUUUUUGCCUAACUUUGGACAGAAAGGUGCCACAGUUCCUCCUAGAGACAAAGUAGUAAUAACUGGAGACGGAAAUCCCAAAGCAAUUUUUGUCAAGGAAGAAGAUAUUGCUACUUACACUAUAAAAGCAGUGGAUGAUCCGAGAACCUUGAACAAGAUCCUCUACAUGAGACCCCCUGCCAAUAUUUUGUCCUUCAAUGAGAUUGUCUCCCUGUGGGAGAAGAAGAUCGGCAAGACCCUGGAGAAGAUUCAUGUUCUGGAGGAUCAACUUCUUGAGAAAAUCAAGGAAUCUCCCAUCCCCUUGAACUUAAUUCUAUCCCUCAGUCACGCAGCGUUUGUGAAAGGAGAUGCUACAAACUUUGAGAUUGAGGCAUCUUUUGGUGUUGAGGCUUCUGAGCUUUAUCCAGAGGUGAAAUACACUACUGUGGAUGAAUACCUCGAUCAGUUUGUCUGAAAUACAACCCUCAGCGAAGACUCCAUGGUCGGUGUGGCAUUUGCUACUUGUCAUUGUGUCUUUUUUUUAUUUGGCAUAAUUCGAAUUUUACAAGCAAUUUUAAUAAUACGAAGUUCUAUGAUAAGAUAGGAAUACCAUAUAAAUCAUUCAUUAACUGGAAUUAUAAUUUUCACUUUAAUUGCAAGCUCUAGAUAUGGAAUUAUAAUUUUCAUUUUAA